UGCCAGGACUUGUCGGCUCAUCGAUUAGUUUUGAUCAAGGUCGUACUCAGUCCAGUAUGUUAGAACACGCUCUUUCGAACCUUGUUACUGUGAGUGUGAUAGCAAUAGUAUAAAUACAGAUAUGUGAUUUUUGUUAUUCUUUUCAUGCACGGACUUGAACCGUGCAACCUGACUUCAAGCAUAAUCGUGCAUUGUUUCGUCAUGGAAACCAAGUGCGAUGAAAAUUUGCCAUUAGACAAAGUAAACCAACCAAGUGAUUAUUCAUUGACACCUGUUGUGCCGAUUACAGCUUUUCCUUCUGUAACAAUAAGUCAUUCAGAACCUACAGGAACAGCACCUUGUUCUUCUGGAGGCGUACCAGAAUAUUCAGUUCUGACAGAGAAAGUGAAGUCUCAUACUGAAAGACUUGUUAAUGAAACUCCUUCUUACUUGAAACUUCAGGUUGACGGAAAAGUUUCAGAUGCAUCUCCAGUUUAUUUGGAAUUCGUUCCAGGGGAAAACAAAGAUCCUGUUUAUUUAAAAUCAAACUGUGACACCCAACUUACUGAUGUCGAAUCGCGCUACAACUACCAACAGUACACAAAUUUUGUGCACUCUCUUCAGACUCCCAGAAUGGCAUCAACUUUAGAUGACUUUGAAGUUAUUGGGACUAUUGGGACAGGCUCAUAUGGAACAUGCAAAAAGAUUCGUCGGAAAAAAGAUGGAAAGGUCAUGGUGUGGAAAGAAAUGGACUAUGGGGCAAUGUCCGAUGCUGAAAAGCAGUUACUUGUGUCCGAGGUAAACUUGCUGCGGGAACUAAAGCACAAACAUAUUGUGCGCUACUAUGAUCGUAUCAUUGAUCGCACUCAUGCUGUUAUCUACAUUUUGAUGGAGUACUGUCAGGGUGGAGAUUUAGCUACGCUCAUUUCACGAUGCCGCAAAGAAGGAACUCUUGUUGAGGAAGAUUUUGCCUGGAGGAUACUAAUACAAACCACUCUUGCAUUGAAAGAGUGCCACAGAAGGAAGAAUGGAAAGGCCAUACUGCACCGUGAUCUUAAACCAGCCAACAUAUUUCUGGACAAGCAUCAGAAUGUCAAGCUUGGGGACUUUGGUCUGGCCAGGGUCCUGCACCAUGACACUAGCUUUGCACAAACUUACGUUGGCACACCAUAUUAUAUGUCUCCAGAGCUUGUAAACAACAUGUCCUACAAUGAGAAGUCGGACAUCUGGGCCCUAGGAUGUGUGCUGUAUGAAAUGUGUUCUCUUCACCCACCUUUUACUGCCAAUAAUCAAACUGAGUUAAAUAGGAAGAUACGGAUAGGGGACUUUGCUCGUCUUCCUUCCAAAUACUCUAGUGAGCUUGACAAGAUCAUCAGGAAGAUGAUAAGAGUUGAGGUUUCGCAAAGACCAAGUAUUGAUGAGAUUCUUCUAGAUCCAGUAGUAUCUCACCAUUACCACUACUUGGGACACAGCCAGGUUCACCAGGUGCAAUCAUCAGGUUUCAUUGAGGGCACCAGCCCUGGAAGUAACACGAAUAAUUGCAACAAUAACAACAGUGAUCAUGGAGAGGCUGCUGAACAGAACAGAAGGAUUCAGAACCUGGAGGAAGAGUUCAAGACAAAGUGGAAGCAGUUGGAACUGAAAGAGAAGGAGUUGGAAAGUCGAGAACACAGUGUCACUCUCAGAGAAAAGCUUGCUGAAGAAAAAUUAAAAAGAGCUAUGAACCUUCUGGAGCACUACAGGAGACGCAGUGACAGCCUUUCUAGUGACAGGCGCCUCUAUUCAGAGUUGUCCUCGCCUCGUGAUGUAGUGCCGCUAGAUCUUGAUUCUUCAGACUCCCCUCAGUCCUGUCUGUCAAAGGGAGUGAAAGAUCCAGAGUCUCCUAAAAAGCGAGUAUCCUUUGACAUCUAUGGGAAGGAGAAUCUGCGUCAGAAAGCCAAGAUGGCAGACUAUCGAACAAAUGUAACAUACAAAUAUGACACAUACAGUGGUCAGCUAGGUAAAGGACAGUGCCUUCGACUGCUGUCAGCCAAAGAUGGCCUACUUGACCUGCAACAAAUAGGACUUGACAAAAGAUACAAUAAAAGAAACUUGCUGUAUUUCCGGUGAGAUAAUGAGCACAUGCAUACACUCCCUCACACUAAAGAUUGAUUCAUGGUGCAAGGAGAAGUUUGACUAUCGAAAAAACAUAAAGGUUUUUUGCUGGUAAGGCACAUUCAUUAAACGAUAAUCCACAUAUUCCAAUGGUUAUUGGGAUGUGAUCUAAAGUCUGUGAUUGAAGUAUAUAUUUUAGUUAUCUUAAAACUAUUAUUGGUUAUAAACUUUUCUUUAUGGUUUAAGCCUUAGUAAUAUUUAUCAAACAAUUGUGAUAUAAAAACUAUGUGUGUUCUUUAAAACAAGAAUACUACAGAAUAAACAAAUAUUUGGACAGUUUGCGAAAAAAAAAAAAAGUUUAUGGCAGCCUCUUCAUGACUAAUACAUUGUCACUUGUCUUCUACAUUUUAGAAAGUGCAUUUUAUAUGACAUAAUUAUUUUUAUGUGACAGAAGUAAAUUUUUGUAGGCAAAGGUUUUCAUUAUAGUGCCAUAAUAGCAUGGCUUAGUGGUUUGUGUGUGCAUUGUUAUAAACUGUAUUUAAGUAUAUUUUGUUUCCAUUGAAUGCUGAUUAAGUUUCAUUAAUCUAUUACAAAUUUACUGAAGAAGCCUGCGUGUAAUUUUUGGCAAAAUUUUGAAGCACUUAAAAUCUAUUUUUAAUCAUGCAUAUAAAAUUAAUUUAUUGGAUAUAUUUCAAUAGCAGUUCAGUAAAUUAGACACCAUGGCACAUUUAAAGGAUUAGCAAAGUGUGCUGCUGGCUGUCUGCUUCCUCUUGUGUAUUUCUUUAGAUAUAAAACAGCACCAGGACGUCUUAGCUAUAUCGUCUCCCUUUUUUUGCCUUUGUUACUACUUGUACAUUCAGCUGGGAUUUUGGCCAGUGAGUGCUGUCAAUUAUGCAUAUAUUGUAAUUACAUAAUUUUAUGGGGACAUCAGUUUUACUUAUCAUCCAGGACAUAAGCAGUUGACCAAUAGGGUUUAUGACAUACAUAGGUAAAAUGAAGUUGCAUCACACACUACAUGUUACCUAUGCACAUAUGAAGGCAUUAUUAAAGGAGUGCUAACAUUCAAAACUAUACAAUGAUCAAUUAAAAGUUUGUAUUCUAA
Molecule: messenger RNA, 3175 nt
Organism: Pomacea canaliculata
Lineage: Eukaryota; Metazoa; Mollusca; Gastropoda; Architaenioglossa; Ampullariidae
Product: serine/threonine-protein kinase Nek2-like
Exons: 9
Coding region: 145-2088 (647 amino acids)
Biological process (GO): protein phosphorylation
Molecular function (GO): protein kinase activity; ATP binding
Source: RefSeq, a predicted model, not a curated record